Molecule: messenger RNA, 1279 nt
Organism: Zonotrichia albicollis (white-throated sparrow)
Lineage: Eukaryota; Metazoa; Chordata; Aves; Passeriformes; Passerellidae
Source: RefSeq, a predicted model, not a curated record
GGCGGGCCCGUGGAAAUCCUGCCGUUCCUGUACUUGGGGAGCGCCUAUCACGCCUCCCGCAAGGACAUGCUGGACGCUUUGGGCAUCACGGCGCUGAUCAAUGUCUCGGCCAACUGCCCCAACCACUUCGAGGGGCACUACCAGUAUAAAAGUAUCCCCGUGGAGGACAACCACAAGGCGGAUAUCAGCUCCUGGUUCAACGAGGCGAUCGAUUUCAUCGACUCGGUGAAGAGCGAGGGAGGAAGGGUCUUUGUGCACUGCCAGGCUGGCAUUUCCCGCUCAGCCACCAUCUGCCUUGCUUAUCUCAUGAGGACCAACAGAGUCAAACUGGACGAAGCCUUCGAGUUUGUCAAGCAGAGGAGAAGCAUCAUCUCCCCGAAUUUCAGCUUCAUGGGGCAGCUGCUGCAGUUCGAGUCGCAGGUGCUGGCCCCCAACUGCUCAGCAGAGGCCGGGAGCCCUGCGAUGUCAGUGCUGGACAGAGGGGCCUCCACCACCACCGUCUUCAACUUCCCCGUCUCCAUCCCAGUCCACACCACGUCCAGUGCUCUAAACUACCUUCAGAGCCCCAUCACUACUUCCCCGAGCUGCUGAAGAAGCAGCUGAAGAACGUGGCCAGGACUCAGACUUGCUGUCUCAAGUGCAAUAAGGACAGGGACAGUGUCACUUGUGUUUUGUGGGGAGCUGUUGGUGCACCCCAGGACGGUGUCCAUGGAGAGGAGCUCGCCCAGUGCCAGAGAAACCAGGUCUUUCUGACUUCUCAACAAAUGUCUGGAUGUCUGCACAGAGAUCAAAGGACACUGGCUCUUCCUGAGCUGUCCCUCCUUGUCUUCUGUCUGUCCCAAGCCUGCUCCAUGUUUAGUAGCAUGCUCACCAGUAUUCCCAUUCCUGGACACUUUGAGCAACACUGAUGCUGUCCCCUUUUAUAUGACAGUCCUAUUUAUUUAUUUUUACAUUAGUGCAUUGUUGUUGGGUUUUUGUUCUUUUUUUUUUUUUUUUUUUUUUUUGCCUUCACAAACGUAAAGUUUCAGUUCUAGAGAAACCAAAUACCUCAGUAUUUUUUGGUACAAUAAUCCUGUGUGUGUAUAUCUGUCAGCUCUUCUUGUUUCCCAAGCACUGACAUGAAAGCACCAGGCGAGUGCUUUUGAGUUGCCAAGGGUUGUAUGUUUGCUGAUUUAUUUAUGAUGUGAAAUAAUAUAUUUCUUCUUAUGAAGACAUAGUUUUGUUACAUGAUUAUAACUUUUUUUAUACCAAACGGAAUAAAUUAUGAUAUUUCUAUUCA